Molecule: messenger RNA, 13176 nt
Organism: Antechinus flavipes (yellow-footed antechinus)
Lineage: Eukaryota; Metazoa; Chordata; Mammalia; Dasyuromorphia; Dasyuridae
Gene: SYTL5
Product: synaptotagmin like 5
Exons: 17
Coding region: 816-3074 (752 amino acids)
Biological process (GO): exocytosis; intracellular protein transport
Cellular component (GO): plasma membrane; exocytic vesicle
Molecular function (GO): phospholipid binding; small GTPase binding; neurexin family protein binding
Source: RefSeq, a predicted model, not a curated record
GCCCUUUGCUAUAAGAAUACUUCAUGAAAAAUCUUAUUUCCUGUGAAUAUAGUUUUCUUCAAAAUUGAGAUCUAACAAACACAAUACUAUAUGUUGUUUCUACCUAUAUGACUAUUGUUUUCUCACUAAGUGAAUUCCAAAAUUCACUAUCAUAAGCUUCUCCCCAGAAUUCUAGCCUUUUGGCUUACAAAUUUAAAGACCUUAUUCCUGAUGCAGACCCAUCUCUAUUUUUAAAAAAAAUGAGGUGUUUUAUGACACUAACAUGGUUUUGAUACCUACACCAUGGAGAACAAAAACAAAAAAGAAAAUUAUUGACCAAUUUCCUUAUGAAUAGUCACAAAAUUUUUUUAAAACAAAAUUAGAUGUUUUUAUGUGAUGCCCUAAAUAAAUGUCUAAGUCAUUUCCCCCAUUUUCUUUCUCUUCUCCGCCCUUUCAAUUCUUUUAGGAUUUGGACACAGCCAUUCAAAUUCUUGAUCUCUAUCUGUUUUGAAAGAUUUAAGUUGGACUUCAACUGUUGGAACUUAGCUGUAACCUAAGAAUUGUGGCAAAGACUUUGUGGAUCUCCAAUUAAGAAAAAAUGAGUGUCUCAGCAAGUAAUCCUCAUGGAGGCCUUUUUUCUCCUCUUCGUCUUCUGAGAAAACAUGUAAUCACCCUUGGUGCAUCUGCACAAACUUCAUGAAGAAUACACUGAAGUACUAGUUGAUUUAGUAAAUUCUCUCAUCAAUGUGAUUUAAAAAACAUCCUUCAGAGUUAUAGAGAUUAAUUCAUCUUGAGCCUAUCCAGUCACUUGCUUCAGGGAUUUCUGCAGAAAUACCAUGUCUAAGAACACAGAGAUUAUCAAUCUUUCAUUUUUAUUGGAACAUGAGAAGGAAAUGAUCCUGGGAGUCUUAAAGAGAGAUGAAUACUUGAAGAAAGUUGAAGAUAAGAGAAUAAGGAAAUUGAAAAAUGAGCUUUUAGAAGCAAAACGGAAAGGUGGAAAAAAGCAGCAAGAUGGCAGCAGGAUUUGUGUUCGAUGUCAGAAAAAUUUGGGCUUGAUUUUUGACCGGGGAAACGUAUGUGAAGCAUGCAUGCUCCGAGUUUGCAGUGAAUGUCGGAUUGUGGGCAUUGAUGGCAAUUGGAAAUGCACAGUCUGUGCCAAGAUUGCGCAGCUAAGGAUUGUAACAGGUGAAUGGUUUUUUGAAGAAAGGGCAAAGCGCUUCAAACAAGGCACCAUUCUGGGAACAGAUGUGGUCAGACAGUCUAUUCUAAGAAGGAGUCCAGCUGAAGGACGACAAAAUCAAGAACAAGCUCUCCAGGAUGCUCAGAAGUCAGAUGCUUCAGCUUUUUCAGGGCAGAAAUCCGCACUGGAUGGAUCCAAGAAGAAGGGAUUUCUACUUAGCAAGUUCAGAUCAGCAACCCGAGGAGAAAUAAUAACUCUGAAAACUGAGAGUGGAAGAAGCUACAGCUUGGACCUGAACUCCUCUCAUUUUCAUAAUCCAAGGUCAUCGUCUGGUUCUGAAAGAGGAAAUGUCUCACCAGACAUCAAUGAACAGGAGAUUAAUCCUGUGAGCCUGAAAGGUAACCAGGGCAAUGGCACCAUUCCCCGGACACAGAGGUCACCAGCCCUAAGUAGCCGCAGCAUAAGUUCAACUAGCAGCAGAGAUCAUGGUUUAGAAAAUGCCAUGAUCGUGACUGCCAGUGAAAGUGUCUCUGAAAAUUUAACAAAAAGACAUCAGAGGAGGGCUUCAGGAACUCCUUCUAUAGCUGUCUCUAGGGUCUCUCUCUCUUCAGACAGGAGUCGGUCUGAAUUAGAUUUGAGUGGGUCAUUUUCAGAAGACAUAGAAGAUACUGUCAGCAUAAGAAGUAAAUCUGUGCCUGGCGCUUUAGACAAGGACUUGGACUUCUUGGAUGAAACAGAGGAAGAUAUUGAUGAUUUGUUGACCUCGCGAUUAUCUCCAAAUGUCAACAGCUUAGCAAGUGGAUUAUCAAGUAAUUCUCAAACAGACUCUGAUAAGAAAUGGACCUACUUAAAUGUUCCUGAUGUGGAUUCUGAUACUACCAGCCUUAACAGCAUGAUGAGUGUUUAUAGUGAAACGGGGGACUAUGGCAACGUGAAGGUCAGCGGCGAAAUCCUUCUGAACAUCAGCUACUGCUACAAAACCGGCGGGCUCCACAUUUUUGUAAAGAAUUGCAGAAAUCUAGCCAUAGCAGAUGAAAAGAAACAGAGAACAGAUGCCUAUGUUAAGUCAUAUCUUCUUCCUGACAAAUCUCGAAACAAUAAGCGCAAGACCAAAAUAAAAACAGGCACCAAUCCAGAAUUUAAUGAAAUUCUAAAGUAUACCAUUAGUCAUACUCAGCUAGAAACAAGAACCCUUCAGCUUUCUGUCUGGCAUUAUGACCGAUUUGGAAGGAACAGCUUCCUUGGAGAGGUAGAAAUUCCUUUUGAUUCAUGGAACUUUGAAAAUCCAAGUGAUGAGUGGUUUGUGCUCCAACCCAAGGUGGAGUUUGCUCCAGAUAUUGGUCUUCAAUACAAAGGAGAGCUGACUGUGGUCUUACGCUAUAUUCCCCCUGAGAGUAACCUAAUGCUCCCCCUUGAACAGCUUCAAGGAAAAAGGAGCUUUAAAAAGGGAAAGAAGAAAGAGGUUUCUUUGCCCUCUGGGGGACUAUUAGAAGUACUGAUCAAAGAAGCCAAAAAUUUGACAGCAGUGAAGUCAGGAGGCACUUCAGACACUUUUGUAAAAGGGUACCUACUUCCUGAUAUCACUAAAGCCACCAAGCACAAAACCCCUGUAAUCAAAAAGAACGUUAAUCCCCAGUGGAAUCAUACUUUUCUAUUCAGUGGCCUGAAUCCCCAAGAUAUAAAGAAUGUUUGCCUAGAAUUGACAGUCUGGGACAAAGAGGCUCUCACCAGUAACAUAUUUCUUGGCGGUGUUCGACUAAACUCUGGCAGUGGUAUGAGUCAUGGGAAGGAGGUGGAUUGGAUGGAUUCUCAGGGUGAAGAACAGCACCUGUGGCAGAAGAUGGCAAACAGUCCCGGUGAUUCUGUAGAAGGGGUACUGAUGCUGAGAUCCAGCAUGGGAAAACGUAGACUCUAAGAGGAAAUUGGGUCUGCCCAAGGUUGAGUUUUCAGCUGCCAGCCUGGCAUCUCUGCUUUCUUAGUCUCCUGAAAAUACCACGCCUGAUUCCAGCCAUUUCAUUUCACACUGACAUUUUGCACUUAUGGAUAUUGGGAGAGACAAGGAAAGACUUCCAUGUCCUAAAUGUUUGGAUGUUUUUGUUGUAUGACUUACACAGCCCAUGUAUCUAAAUGUGCCUGAGCCAUCAUUGUUUUCAUUUACUGUUCAGACAAGUACCUUCUUUUCAUCCUAUAUUAUUAAAGAACAAUUCAUCCUUGGAUUUCAUACAUUGAGAAGUUCAAGAGAAAUAGUAUAAGUUCACAUGAAAUUAGGAUAUAGGUAUCAGGUUCCCCAUCCUUUCCGGAUUUGGUUUCUUCCAAAUCUUAGGAUAACCUAGGGUGGAAAGGCAAAGGCCACUGAGUUUAAUAGGCAUGAUUUUUAUAGAAGAAACUAUUGACCACCUUCCCUUCUCUACUUGGAGUCCCCAUGAAGUGAAAGAAGGGCUGGCAAUUCUUAAAAGGCUUAAGCUGGGAGGUUGUGAUGACCUAUUAGUGACUCCUGGCAUAAAUAUAUUUGUCAUCUAUACUAACUUCAAAGAAGGCUAACAUUCUACCCUAUCUAGAGGGUUUAUUUACAUUCACUUUCUGGCAGUGACUUCCUUAUUAAAUGAAGAAUUUUCAGUACCUGCUUUACAGAAAAAUCCCAGGUAUUUACCAUAAUCCUGUCCACCUCUUUCAGGAUUCUAGAAAAUGUGAAUGUUCCCCAAAAGACAGAUCCUAUGAGGGUAAUAUAGAUUGAACAGGUAUCAGAGAUAAAUGUGUUAUGGAGUUUUAGAGCAUGCAGUGACUUCUAUGACCUUCUAGUGCAUUUUACAGAUGAAUAAUUCAGAGAGAUGAAACACAGUGAGGCAGAGGCAAAAGAGGGACCAGAAUCCAAGGAUCCUGGGACAGAGAACAGUUCAGAGCUUUCCCCCCUAUACCAAAUAGAAUGACAGCACAAUUCCCAGGAGGUACAGAAGGGUAGGACACCAAGGAGAUAGGCGGGUGAGUUUGGUUGUUUGAAUUCUGAACAGACAUGAAUAUUGAUAUAUUCAGGAAUCUUCACCUGCCUCCUCUUUUCACCUUGGCAUUCAACAUUAUCUAAGCUUAUUUAAGGGCACAUUUCAUUUUGUCUUCACUUUCCAGCAUCUACACAUUGUGCCUGAUACAUAGUAGAUGAUAAAUAAAUACAUGUUGAUUGUGUGAUUAAUUUGUUCAAGUUGGGGAGGGAGGAUGGAUAGGGAAGGAAAUAAGCAUUUGUUACAUGCUGACAGUGUGCCAGGCAUUGUGCUAAGCAUUUUAUAAACAUUGUUUCAUUUAAGCAUCACACCGAUCCCAGGAAAUAUUAUAUCUUUCCCAGAUACAAUGUUAGCAAAAGCAAUGUUUAUAUAAAGAAAAAGAACUGAAUUAAACAUCAGGAAAGCAGGAUUUAGAUGCACUUCUGUCCAGCUGCAAGACAUUCUUUUCCUUCAGUUUGCUUAGCUACAUAAUGGAGAGAAUAAUACCUACCCUUCCUUUGUUGGAUUUUGAGGAUUAUUAAGGUGCUUUAAAAAACAGAGGCCACUCUGUGCAUCUAAGGUUGUGUUAUUAGUAAAUACAUAGUUUGAAAAAGGCUAGACUGAUUAUCAGACCCACUCCAGAAAAUUAUUUAAUUUUCAUGUUCCUGACUUAGUCUUGAGAAUUUAAGAAAGGACUUAGAGUAUUUAUAAUACUAAGGUCUUGAACAGCACCAUCAAAGGACAUAUCUCUUGCUUCUGGAAGACAGAAGCCAGACUAUCCAACCUAAUUUUAUUUAUUGGGUUUUCUAGUUAGCUCACAUCCCUACUUCUUCAUUAAAACAAAACAUUACAAAGGAAAGUGAUGAAGAUGAGUUGCCUGCAGAUCUGAUUAAAGUUAUAUAGUUUUUACUUGAAUUUUUAGAAUAAUAUAAAGAAAUAAUGUAAAGAAAGAAUAAUGUAAAAAAUAGUUGGUAGACUUUAUGUAAAUAGAAAUUAUCUCAUUCUAUAGAGAUAAGAGACAGCUGGGUGGCUCAGUGAAUAGAGAACCAGGCCUAGAUCAGGAGGACCUAAUCUGAAUUCAAAUCUGGCCUCAGAUACAUACUAGUGGUGUGACCUUAGGUAAGUUAUUUCACAUCUGCCUUAAUCCACUAGAAAAGGAAUUGACAAAGCACUCCAGCAUCUUUGCCAAGAAAACUCCAUGGACAUAGGGUCAUGAAGAGUUAGACAUGACUGAACAACAACAUAGAGUUAGAAAGGUGAUCAUUGUGAGAUGCAUGUGUUAAUAUUACUUUCUCCACUUCAAAUGAGCAAGGGACUUUAAAACUUAAACUAAGCCCAUAAGAAAACUUUGUCAGUAAUCAGCCAUAGAUAUAACUGGAGAUGUUUCUGUAUUUUGACAUUUAUAAAAUCUCAUCCACUAGAUUUCUCUGUGACAUGAAAAUCAGACAUUUUUAAAUUAAUGGUAUAUUAAUGCCUACUCAGGCAGUACAAGGCACUAUGAAUACAACCAAAAGUGAGUCUCCAGGGACUUGGGAGAGACAAAGGAGGACCAGAAUCACAUCGUGUCAGAGAAGAGAAGGGCUUUAGUCAUCUAAUUGAAUUCCCUCAUUUUACAGAUGAAGAUAGUGGAAUCAUGAGAGAUUAAGUAAUUUGUCUUAACAAUGCAAGAUUCAAAUACGGAUAUUCUGCUACUUCAGAGACUCAAGGUGCCUUCCAUUGGGCUCUAUUUUUUGGAAGCAAUUGACAGAUUGAUCUUCAGAUUUAUGGUACUUUACAUGAUUCCCAAAUAUUUUAAAGGCAAUGGUGGAGAAAACAGACAAAUAUAAAGAAGAGAAAUAACCUUUAUUCAUGGGAUAUUAGAUUAGAUAUGAAAGGCAAUGUAACACAGUGGAAAGAGAGCCAGUCUGGGAAUAAGGAAGAGUUGAGAUCAAGGCCUGCUUGUGACAGUUACUGGCUCUGUGACCCUGGGUAUAUCAUGUAAGCUGUCAGUGAUACAAUUUUUUAAAAUUUUAUUUAUUUUUGUUUUUUGGUGAGGCAAUUGAGUAUAAGUGGGUCACACAAAAGUGUCUGAGGCUAGAUUUGAACUCAGAUCCUCCGGACUUCAGGUACUCUAUUCACUGAGCCAUCUAGUUGUCCCUGAUAUAGGCAGUUUUUUUUUUUUUUUAAGACCACAGGCCAUAAACCAGAGGCUGAUCUGAAUUUCUUAACAGAAAUUCCUAAAUCAUUAAAAUCAUGGGUCCAGAUAACCCCAUCCCAACCCCUAGACUAGAUUUUGAACCUAAAUCUUUCAUCUAUCUUUACUCUUUGGCCAGGCUUUCUGGAAGACAGACCAUAACAUAAUGUUGAAAGAUACCCCAGAAGCUAUUUAGUUCAAAUCUCUAGUUUAACAGAUGAAGAAACUAAAGUGACAUGUCCAUGAUGAUAUAGGUAGUUAACAUUAGAGGGAACAUUUCAAUCCAGGUCUUCUCCUUCCCCAUGUACUAUGCUACCAGGCUAUACUCUCUGUAAGUUGCUGUAAGAUCAAAUGACAUCUGACAUUUUCAUGGUAACAUCUAAACAAGCUUCAUAAUAUAGGUCAUCAGACUCUUAGAAGUUGAAUUAUAGCAGAGAUACCUUGAAGCUAGUUUUGAAAUUGUGUACUAAUUUUUUUCUCCCCUUUCAUAUUGAAUCAAUCAAACAGUGAGCAAGCAUUUGUGAAUCAGACAUAAAUAGUGAGGAGCAGUCAGGUUAAAAGGGAUAUUGUCAGACUUAAAAAAUAUUUUUUUUCAAAUAAUCUUUCUGAUAACUUAGAAGCACUUUAUUAUACUUGUAAGCCUUUCCUUUAAAAGAAGGCAGUAUUUCACAACUUAUGCUAAUCCUGUUAUUUAAAUCAUCCCUUUGAGUUUCAUGUUCUCAUAAACAUUAAAAACACAUUUUUAAAAAAAAUCAAAUUUGAUUCCUUCAAACUUUUUUUCCAUUAAAAAAAAAAAAACUCAACAUAUGAAAUGUGUGAUUCACCAAUUCUUAAUUGCUGUUUGACUAGAUAAAUAAAUCUAAAGUCUGAUUCAUUUAUAGUAAUGUUAGAUUUUGGCCAAAACAUCUAGGUCAAAACAUUCUGGGUACAGUUUUGGUUUUGGUGGUAAAAGGGAAGACCAUAAAACAAAUAAAAGUGGUCUUCAGGUUUAAGUGCAACAUGCUCCUGGAGCCUGCAUGUGAAAACACAUUAUCUUAAACAAAUGUACAUUUUGUCAAUAAACAGACUUAUGAACAUGAAUCUUUGAAAAGUGGAUACUGUGUGUAUAUCUAUGUAUAGGCUACAUGUGAAUGCUAUGUGAAGGAAAGGUAGCCAUGCAUGAGAAAACCCUGACUUUUGAACAGGUUAAACUUUGUGGGUAUGAAGAAGUAAUCACAAUUGAGCAUUUGUUAAACUACAAAUUUUAAUCUUAGUCCUCACUGAAAUUUAUUAUUGUGUUUGAUCUAGUCAUGAUUCAUUUUAGUGAAAAUGUUUCACUUAAUGAAAGGACAAAUAUGACAUACAUACCUGAAAAAAUCUAGUUAUACAAAUUAUUUUUUCUAAAUAUCAUUUUGAUUCUAUAGCUUUAAGAAAGCCAUGAUCCCUCUAUCUGUCUCAGUCCUCUAUUUUUACUUGAUGGACAUUUACUUCCCCAAGAACAUAAAAGUUGUUUUAUGUUUUAAGGAAGAAUACUGUUUGGAUGAAUAACUUGUCUUAAAGGAAUAAACAUAGAAAAGUCUAGCUGGAAAUCCAUAAACACAAAAAGUUAAGAAGUCACAAUGACUGGGUUCCAGUAACAUAGAAUAGAGAGAGAUUUUGAGAAAACUUAACAACUCAAUAGCUAUCUCUCAAAUAACUAUAGAAAUGAUACAUAUGUACAUAUAUAGAAAGAGGGAAAGAAAAUUUAAAAAUAAAUAGGGAAAGUAACAAAGAAGUAAACCAAAGAAAUAGAAAUAUUGUGCAACAAAAAAAGACAAAAGCAAAGAUUCGAGGUGGAAAAUAGAAUUUAUUAAUAUCAAUAAUGGCCUAUAAAAAGCUAAAAUUAUUUAAAUAAUUUAAUAUAAUUAAUAGGAACACUUAAAGAAAAAUAAAAUUACAAAUAAAAUUUUCUUGAAAUAUAUUAAUUGAUAUAAAUUAAACAAUGAAUUAAAUAAUAUAAUUAAUUUUAUUCCAGGAUUGACUGGUCAAAGACAAACAAAAAAGCUCAAAAACUAACCAAUUAGAAAAAUCCUUAAAAGCUCCAUAAUAAGCAAGAUGAUAAAUCUCGAUGACAAGUUUGAAGAAAAAAGUAGUAGAACGAGUAGAAUCACAACAAAAAUUUCCACUGACCCACUAUAUUUUAGAAAAUAACAUAUAUCUACAGAUUGACUCUAAUUAAAGGAUAGAAUGCAGAAUGACUCAAUUCAAAGAACACUAUCAAUGCAGAACCUGACAACUUACACAAAAAUUUUAUCAAACUCUGAGACUCCAACAACAAAAAGAUGAUUUUUACAGAGAAUGGAGAAGAAAAAAAUCACAUGACAAAAAUCAACAAUUUGAAUUGCAAUAGGAGUUUUCACCAAAGAUAAGAAAUAACAUAAAUUGCUGGAAGGUAGGGUUAUUUUCCCCCAAAAUCAAGAAAAACAUCUAUUUCACUUCACUUCAAAACAUCUAUUUAGGAAAAGUAAACAUAAAUUUUGACAAAAUAUAUAAUCAUUUCAGUGCCAGUAAAAAAUUUUUUUCAAGUACCAAUUGUUUGUUAAGUACCAGUAAAAAAGAACUCAAGGAAUUCAUGGAGGAGUGAUUUUAACAUAGUAUAUGCCAAAAUGCAAACCCAGCAAUAUGACAGAAUAUAAAACCCAAAGAGAAUUUUACAAUGAAAAGUUAUUAGUUCCUAAUUUGAUUCAUGUGAGGGUAAUAAUAAAAUUUUUGUUUUAAUUUGAUAUCUAUCUCAAUGUAAUCAUCAUAUAGUUAUAGCAUAGAAUGUAUUUAUCUUUUUAUCAUCAACAACAGAUGUAUGUUUGUCAUGUGCAUUUUACAAAGUGAGAUGACUGUGGACCAUAAAUAUCAAAUAAAAAAUAUUUAAGAAACUGUAAAGUGACAAAAUUAGAACAUCAGAAAUAUAACUAGAAAUUUAUAAAUAAUAAAAAAUAUAAUAAUCUGGUCAGAAGGCUACAAAAAAUUAUAGAAAGAUGUAAAUCUUGUUCUAAAGUUAGAAACAUUACUAAAAAACUAGAAACCUAUUUAGAAAGCUAAAAAUAUAUUGAGGAACAGUUUCAAACAUGGCUUGAAAGGUCCAGUUCAAGUUAAAAGUUAAAAAACAAAAGAUAGAAACUUAUAAAACCCUGAAGCAAGAAGACAACUAAUACCAUGACAAAACAUAACAUAGUGUAACAUACCUGGAGAUCUUUUUACAAAAGUUGUAAGUGAAGACUGUUUGGUUUCUAUUAAUACAGGUAAAUAAUCUUAAAAUAUAACCAUUUAGGAAGAAGUGAUGCUAGUAGGUUGACAAUCUAGCCUCUGCAAAAGAUGUUUGACUGUUCUGGCGGAAUCCAUUGCUUAGAAAUAUAUCCUAAUGUUGCUAUUUGAAAGACUAUUUCAGUAUUUCAAUGGAUUCUGUCUAUGAACAUUCUGAUUUGUCCUCACCCCCAAUGAUGCCUAUCAUCACCCAUAUACUUUUUCAUUCUUUGUAGCUCUUGCCCAUUUCCUUCUGUAAAUCCUUGACAAGGGAAAUCUCAACUUAAAAUGCUAAAACUGCUAGAUCUUUUGACAUUUUGUGUAUAUCAGUGAAGGCAUACAAAAUAGUCAUUAGUUAUCCUUCAUUCUUUCCACCUUACAAAUCCAUUUUCCUAAUGAUGAUGUUCUUGAUUCUGGUCCUCACAUGCAAUCCUUCACUGGUAAUAUGUUAUAGCCUAUUACACCCACCAUAUAAUUUUGUAUUGCCUUUUGGGUGACCCCAUAACUUUAAUUCUUCUAAGAGUGUAGUAGUCCAUGACUCAACAGAACCAAGAGAGUAUCAGUACAUGCAUCUAGGUCAUAUCUGUUGAAAGUAUGAGGGAAAAAAAGCAAGCUUUUAUAAAUGAUAUUAAUUAAUAGCCCACAUGUCAUUUGAUUUGAUGUACUGAUUUUAAAUGAAUCACAUAACAGGAAAAUUUAUGUUCAUCAAAGUAAUAUACUAGAUCUUUAAAUUUUUUAACUUUUAAACUUUUUAGAAUUUACUAAACUUUCUUAGGACAUUUGUUUCUACACUCAAAGGAAAAAGAAAAAUAUAUUUUAAAUAAUAUGUAUUAUUAGUAAGUGAAAGAAUUGAAUGAGCUAAAAACAUUUUUCUUCUAUUCAUUACUUAAAUAUGAGAGAUUCACUGAUACUUUUCUUAAUAUUCAGACAGAACUUGACAGCAAGUAUUAUAAUAAUUUAAAUUUGAUCAAUCAAAAUCUAAAUUUUAAUUAAAAUUUUAAUAAUUAAAAGUGAAAUAGCAGAUAAUUUGCUACUAAAUAAAUGCCUCUUAAGAAGGGAAGAGAAACUAAUAUCUGGUUGAAAUUUCAUGUUCUGCUUUUAUUCAGUUUAAAAAACUAAACUAUUCUUUAAGUUCAUCUUUCUGGAGUUUUCUGUUUUUAAUUCAAAAAAAUUUAGUGAUGCUUCAGUUUUUUUCCAAUACACCUCACUUUCCAAUGCAUACUAGAAGAAAGGGGGAGGAAAAGGGAUAAGAAGAGAAGAAGAAAAAGAGAUACUGACUAUGUAUUUAUUUAUUAGUAUAAAAACUAUAUUUCCAAAAGAAUUUCACAGAUGAGAAAACAGACCUCAGAGAAGUUAAAUAAAUUGUCAAUAUCACCUAAAUAGUAAAUAUGGAUACUGAGACCCCUGCCCAAGACCUCAGACUCCAUUCUUCCCUCAGGUCAUUGUGUUUUUUUAUAGAUAAGCUUUUUCAGGGGUAUAAUCUAUUGAGAAUGAUAUGUCUUUUUAAAUUAACACCACUUUGGAAAAUGAAUAAAUUUAUCUUUUCAUUAAGUAAAGUAGAGGCAUUGCUGUGAAUACUAGAAGAUAGAAAAAGGGGAAAAUUUUACAGCACUCCACAAUUCUUUCUCAAUUAAAACUCUUACUCUAACCUCUUCUUGAGUCACACAUCUGCAGAUUUCUUUGAUUUCAAGGCUUCAUUGAAAUAAUAACUAAUUUUAAAGGGGCUUUAAUGCCUUUUAGUAGAAACUAGGAUGCAAAGUUGGAAAAAAAAUUAAAGUUCACUCUAAGGAAACAGGUGAGAAAAGUGGUAUGACUGACAUGUGAAUAGUCCAGUUCUUUUCCCAAAUCCUCUAGUCUCCAGUGUUUAAUAGAAAGCCUGGCAUAUAGUAGGUACUUAAUCAUUUUUUUAUUGACUGACUGACUUUUUCCCUAACCCUGAUUUUUGAACCAACUAAAAACCUUUUCAUAUCAUGCUCCUCUAAGAGAUGUUCCAAGGAUAAAAAAUUUUCCCAGAGAAUCUAGAAAUUUGUCCUAUGAAAUGCUUUUGUACUACUUACAAAAGUGUAAGGGUUAAAAAUUUUGUUUAUUUUAAGCAGUCUUUUUCCAAUCCUUGGAUCCAACCCAUUAAGUCCUGUUGCCUAUAAUGCUGUCUAGUAAGUCUCAGGGCUUCCUGUUUCUCUGAACAGCAGUAGUGGGAAGGUCCUUGACUCAUGUGGACCACUGGUCCCCUCUUUCCUGUGUCUGAGCUUAAGUGGAAAAGCCUGAUGCUCAGAAGUUGAAGAGUUGAUGGAGCCUACUAUAGUAAAAUGAGGGCACAUAACUUGGAGACAAGAUUAUCAAUUUGUUGAAAACAUAAUGGGCUUACUUAGAAACCCUAGAGCAAAGGCAUCAUACUCAGGCAUGAGAAAUUCCUAGAGUGCUGCCAACCAAAAUAAAAUUCAACUGGGAAAUGUUUAACAAAAUUAAUAAAAUAUAAUACAAUAGAUAAAUAAUGUUAAUUUUGUAAUUUUUCUAAGUCAAUAUGCUGUCUGGAUAUUUCUACUAAGUCUGACACCAUUGCCCUAGAAAAUCCACAAAGAAACAUUGACAUGUUUCAAUAAAAUAAAGAAUAAAAAAUAAAUUCACAAAAAUUUUAAGAUAACAAGAAAAUCCAGAAUGAAAGGAAAAUAUUCACAAAUUACAAAAUGUAUGAAAUAUUUAUCAAAAGACACUCAAUAUAUAAAAACAUAUAUAAAAACCACUUUAAGACACUGAUCUUGACUGAAAUUUAAAAGGAUGAUUGCUCUAGACCAAAGAUAUCAAACAUCCACGGUGGUCCACACCAUUCCCAGUGUAGACUGGAACAAGUGAAAAUAUAAUUAGGAAAUAUUUAGCAAAACAAAUUUUAAAAUGCAAUAGAAUGUAGAUUAUGUUGACAUGUAUUUUUUAAAUCAAUAAGCAGCCUGAUCGCAACUAUUGUGACACAAUCUCCAUUUGAGUUUGACACUAGAUCCUGCCCAAAAUCUGAAACACUUAAAGCCAAAUUUACUUCUCUUUCUGCUCUAGUCCUUGACAACUGCAUGUUUCUCCUUAAGUUGGAGAUACACUAUUGCCUGAAAUCUUGGAGACUAUAUAUUUUUUGUAAUGUAACCAAAAUAUUUUGUUGUUGUUGUUUUGUUUAUUGUUGGUGGUGUUCUUUUUGUUGUUUUGUUUUAGAUGCAAAAGGAAAAUUAAGGAAGACUUUUCAAGCAACAUUAUAUUUCUCCUCUCAAAUACACAUGAGAUAGUGUAUUUCCUUCUCUUAUAUUUCCUAACCAUUUGCUUGUAUUACUUUGUGUAAAGUAAAGCAAUAGUAUCAUCUAAUAUAAUGUGACAUUUGUAUUUCUGAGAUUAUAUGUAGUCUGUGUAAUUUACUUGACCCAGUUUGUUAAGACAUACACUGUAGUUGUUACAUAUAAUGUGAUUUCCCUCUUGGUUAAAUUCACAGUUCUAAAAUGCUUCUGUAAUGUGCUUCAUUAUAAAUUAUUUAUUUCCUUUGUGAUGAAUAGUCUGUCACCUUAUACUCAUGUUUUGUUUUUUUUUUUUUUUUUUUUUGGCCACCAGAAAAAAAUAACAAUAAACAUGCUGAUUGCGCAAAA